Messenger RNA from Fundulus heteroclitus (mummichog), 2354 nucleotides. Its product is annotated as leucine rich adaptor protein 1. The record is from RefSeq and is a predicted model, not a curated record. The transcript is spliced from 3 exons. Gene Ontology annotation, biological process: positive regulation of cytokine production; positive regulation of canonical NF-kappaB signal transduction. Bases 268 to 1212 code for a protein of 314 amino acids. Lineage: Eukaryota; Metazoa; Chordata; Actinopteri; Cyprinodontiformes; Fundulidae.
GACAAAGCGAGCGUGGGCCAACCUUCCGUCAGCAUCACGCUUCGGGUCUGUACCAGAGACACGGGCGCUGAAUGAAUGGACAGCGCGCCGACGCGCCAUUGGGUUCUUUCGCGCUUCCAGCGUUUUCACAGCCUGCUGCGCUGCUGUGACGAAGUUUGUCACUCCUGAUCCUGCCUCGCUGUCUGGAGUAUUCAGGACCACACACCGGCUGGACAGAGCUGCGAGUCGGUGUUGGAUCAGUGGAUGUGAUCUCUAGCCAAAGGAAGGAUGACUUUACGCACAAGGUCUUCCUCCUCCACAGCCGGUGAUCGGUAUAAUCUGUGCAGCGGGAUGCCGGAGGAUGUCUUCGGCGAUUUCUGCCCAGAUUUAAUUGAGCUGGAAAAUAAGAUCGGCAGAAAAACGCCUGAAAGCCUCCUGGUAUGGAUGAAGGACGGAGCGGACGGCACGGGCGGAUGGGAUUCUGAUGCGCUGGACAGACAGGAGCGCGGCUCGGAUGGUUUAUCUGAUAAAAUCAACAACUUAAAACAAGAGAUGAGGCGUCUCCGUUGUGCCGAUGUGAGGAUCCUGCGGCAGCUGGUGGCCGUGCACGAAGGCAUCGAGACCAUGCGCUGGCUGAUCGAUGACAGGGGCAUCCUGACCAGCAGGUCCAGCAGCUUAACAGACAGCCUGAGCAGCCUGCCGCCCGUGGAGGAGCAUGUUCCCUCAGCGUCUCCCUGCAGAGCGGACCAAAGUCCUGCCUUCCCUGAGGAUAUAAGGAUAACUGCCGAUGAAAAAGCAGCAGAUCAACAACCGCCGUACGCUGAAGCGUCUGAAUCGAGGCCUGUCUGUCCCUCUGAAGUUGAAGAUUACAGCCAGGCCCCCCUUUCAGCUGCCACCAGCUUGGUUAGUGCUGAUGUAGCCAAGUCCCAAACACCGGAGCCGAAUUCAGCGCGGCUGCACAUCAGAAACGGCGCGGAGACCAUCAGGAGAGCUCUGCUCAGGUCCUGCAAACGCAAACAGACCAAAGCCAACUCUGGUCCCGCUGCCGCCCGUCUGGGUGCAGGGGAGAAAAACUCUGUGCACCUCACUCAGGGGAAUUCAGCGCUGAUCACGAGCGACGACACCAAGAGGGAAGAAGAAGAAGAGAGCUCUGCUGGUGGCGAGAAAGAACUACUGGGUUAUGAUUUGCAGUGGUCCUGGGUGGACUCCAAGGAUGAUGUCACCUUUUUAUGACCUCCCAUGCAGAAACUUUACAUCAGUAGUUUGCCUUUAAACUGUAAGCUUCUCCAGAGAACAUUGGAGUUCACCAUGAACAUUGACGCCCAGCGUUUCUUCGUGGAAUGCAAUGGAUGUUCACCCUGCUGAUUGAUAUGAUAUGGGCUGUUUCUGCAUAAAACAGUUUAUCUUUUUUAAAUUGAGGGAUUAAUAAUCAGACAUUAAACAUGAAAUUGGUAAAUCAGACAAGUGAGAAGGUAAAUAAAUCCAGCGCUAAUGAAAUUUCAUUGAGUAGCAGCCGAAUGUGGGCUUUCUAUGUGUUUGUGUUGUCUCUCUCUGCCUCCUUGCAGUGAUUUGAUUGGCAAAAGUGAUCACAUCCCUUCAGUUUUCCACAUUUUGUCACAUAAUAAUGUUGGUGCACUUAAUGGGGAUUUAAGGGAUAGACCAACACUUAGUAGUGCAUCUUUGGAAAGUUUGCCACAAGCCAUGUAGAAGACACAGUAGACGUGUGGAAGGACGGAUUUUUAUCAGAUGUGACAAAAAUUAACUUUUUGACCCCCAUGCGAAACAAUACGUGGGUUUGAAAAAUAACAAAACCCUGGGCACACCAUCUGAGUGGGGGAACAUGGCAGUGGCAGUUUCCAGGUCACUGCUUUUUUUUAAAGCAGUGACCUGGAAGCUGCCGGUACCUGAAAAUGUGAUGUUCAAAGAAAGAAGCAAAAGGCUUGCAGCUGUAAUGCUGAUUAAAGUUGCUUAUACAAGGAAUCGACUUUGCACUUCACAAAUGCACCUGACACUCUCCGUUUCUCAUCUGUGGGGUACUCCCUGAACGGGUCAUUCAUCAGGUCCCUCCGUGUAGUUCUGGCAUUACUGCUCACCGUUCUCAUGAUCAUUUUAACCCCACAGGAUGAAAUCCUGCGUGGGGCCCCAGAUCAAGGGAGAUUAUCAAUGGUCUUGUAUGUCUUUUGCUCCCACAGCUGAUUUAUUCACACCAACCUGCUGGUCUAACAUAGAUUCAGUCUUCCCAGCCUGGUACUGCGGUACAAGUUUCUUCCUAGCAUCCUUUGACAGCUCUUUGAUCCUGACCAUGGUUGGGAGUGGAGUCUGACUGUUUGAGGCUGUGGACAGGUGUUUUUUAUACAGAUAACGAGUUCAAACAG